Molecule: messenger RNA, 1798 nt
Organism: Chinchilla lanigera (long-tailed chinchilla)
Lineage: Eukaryota; Metazoa; Chordata; Mammalia; Rodentia; Chinchillidae
Gene: Lum
Product: lumican
Exons: 3
Coding region: 148-1161 (337 amino acids)
Molecular function (GO): protein binding
Source: RefSeq, a predicted model, not a curated record
GCUCUUGUAUCACUAAGAAUCUGGCAGUCAGUUCCGUCCUAACAGAGUUCACAGCAUAUAUUGGUGGAUUCUUGUCCACAGUGCAUCUGCUUUAAGAAUUAACAAAAGCAGUGUCAAGACAGUAAGGGCUCAGAGUAUUUGCUGAAAAUGAAUGUAGGUGCACUUACUUUCUUCUUGGCUUUGGCCAGUAGUGCCAGUGGGUAUUACUACGAUUAUGAUUACUAUCCCGCCUUUCUACGCUCCUCACCCAACUGUGCACCAGAAUGCGAUUGCCCAGAUAACUACCCCACUGCCAUGUACUGCGACGAGCUGAAGCUGAAGAGUGUGCCAAUGGUUCCUCCUGGAAUCAAGUACCUUUACCUUCGGAAUAACCAGAUCGAUCAUAUUGAUGAGAAGGCCUUUGAGAAUGUCACUGAUCUGCAGUGGCUUAUUCUAGAUCACAAUCUUCUAGAAAAUUCCAAGAUAAAAGGGAGAGUUUUCUCCAAACUGAAACAGCUGAAGAAGCUGCAUAUAAACUACAACAAUCUGACAGAAUCUGUGGGCCCACUUCCCAAAUCUCUGGAGGAUCUGCAGCUCACUAAUAACAAGAUCACAAAGCUCGGGUCCUUUGAAGGACUGGUAAACCUGACUUUCAUCCACCUUCAACACAAUCAGUUGAAAGAGGAAGCCAUUUCAGCUGCUUUGAAAGGUCUUAAAUCACUUGAGUACCUUGACUUGAGUUUCAACCAGUUAACCAAACUUCCAUCGGGUCUGCCUGUGUCUCUUUUAACUCUCUACCUGGACAAUAAUCAGAUUAAAAACAUCCCUGACGAGUAUUUCAAGCGUUUUGGUGCACUGCAAUACCUGCGUUUAUCUCACAAUGAACUUGCUGAUGGGGGGAUACCUGGGAAUACUUUUAAUAUAUCAUCCCUGCUGGAGCUGGAUCUCUCCUACAAUAAGCUUAAAAGUAUACCAACUGUGAGUGAAAACCUUGAAAACUAUUACUUGGAGGUCAAUGAACUUGAAAAGUUUGAAGUAAAGAGCUUCUGUAAGAUCCUAGGACCACUGUCCUACUCCAAGAUCAAGCAUUUGCGCUUGGAUGGCAACCUCCUAACGCAGAGCAGCCUGCCACCGGAUAUGUAUGAAUGUCUACGCGUAGCAAAUGAAAUCACUGUUAAUUAAUAUCUGCUCAUUGCAAUUAUACUGAGGUAUAUCCUGGAGUGGUACUUCAUGGAGUUUUUUUGUAUGUAAAGUUUUCAUAGUAUCCAUUUUUGUUGCUGUUUAUUAAUUCCAAUAAUUUUAAAUUCUGAGGGAAAAUGUUUUGUAAACAUUUCCUACUUUUAUUUUAAAAGAUGAAAAGCAGGCCUAUUUCAUCAAAAGAACACACACAAGCAGACAUGAAACUUAAUUCUUUGUUUGUCAAUGUACUGUUUUCUGUAUCUGUAUUGUCCAAAGAUAUGCAAAGCCUUAUAUUCCUGUCAUGGAAGUCAACCAAGUUUUAUAACAUUUAAGUGUUAAUGUACUCAAAUCGUGGGUUAAAUAUGUAUGGGUAUGUGCCACUUUGAUCCAGAUUUCCUUACUAUGUUCAAAUUUGUGUUGGUGAAAAAUAGGUGGCAGAAUCAGAGGUCAGUAAUUUUGCAAAAUACUAAACAAAAUUUAUGAAGCCAUAUGCACCUAAACAAGUAUUUUCAGUGCUAAGAAUUUACUUAUUUACAUAGCAAAACUUUUCCACAAUUUAUUCUAAGUCAUGUAUGUUUCUUUUUGAUUAUUUGCAUGUUGUUUAACAAGCUAAUAGCAAAAUAAAACAUAGCAAAUGGCA